AUGUCACCAAAGACAGUCAUAAUCGGCGCCGGCAUCGUCGGCACAAACCUCGCGGACGAACUCAUCUCACGCGGAUGGAACGACAUCACCGUCAUCGAACAAGGACCCCUCAACCUCCCCGGCGGCUCGACCUCGCAUGCGCCCGGGCUAGUUUUUCAGACCAAUGGCUCGAAAACAAUGACACAGCUUGCACAAUAUACGGUUCAAAAACUGAGCUCGAUUGAGAUGGAUGGUCAGAAUUGCUUUAAUGAUGUUGGUGGGCUGGAGAUUGCUACGACGCUAGAACGGGUUGAGGAGUUGAAAAGGAAGUAUGGGUAUGCGAAGUCGUGGGGGAUUAAAGCAAGGCUUUUGAGUGCGGAGGAGUGUGUUGAGAUGUAUCCGUAUUUGAAUAAGGAGGCUGUGUUGGGAGGCUUGCACACGCCCAAUGAUGGUCUGGCACUUGCUGCUCGCGCGACGCAGUUACUUAUCGAACGAACUCGUCAAGCCGGUGUUAAAUACCUGGAGUUAACGCCUGUCACUGGUAUCGAACAGACAAACAGCCAUGUCACAGGCGUGACAACACCCAACGGCACCAUCCCCGCGGACAUCGUCAUCUCCUGCGCUGGUUUCUGGGGCGUCGAGGUAGGCGCCAUGGCCGGUGUCUCGAUCCCGUUACUCCCACUGGCACAUCAGUAUGCAAAGACAACCACUGUUCCAGCACUUGCGAACAGAGAAAUCAACACCCUCCCCAACGGCCGCAAUGCAAUCCUCCCUAUCCUCCGCCACCAAGACCAGGACCUCUACUACCGCGAGCACGGCGAGCAGUACGGCAUUGGGUACUACGGGCACCGUCCGAUGCCGGUUCGCGCGGCGGAUUUGGGCUUAACGCCAAAGCACGUUGAUGAGCAGAACAUGCCUUCGCGGCUGAAGUUUACGGCUGAGGAUUUUGAGCCUGCGUGGAAGGCUUCUCAAGAGCUCUUGCCGGCGCUGCGCGAGACCGAAGUUGCUGAUGGGUUUAAUGGUAUCUUCUCAUUUACGCCAGAUGGCGGACCGCUUAUCGGGCAAGCGCCUAGUCUGGAUGGUUUCUAUGUCGCCGAAGCCGUGUGGGUGACCCACUCUGCGGGCGUUGCAAGGGCCAUAGCGGAAAUACUGACCAUAGGUGCAUCCCAAAUCGACGUCGCAGAAUGCGAAUUAUCCCGCUUUGAAGAAAUCCAACUGAGCCGGGAGUAUGUCGAUGAAACAUCGCAGCAGAACUUCGUUGAGAUAUACGACAUCUUACACCCCCUACAACCAAGAGAAUCGCCACGUAACCUCCGUCUCAGUCCCUUCCACACCCGACAACGGGAGCUUGGUGCAUUCUUCCGGGAGGUUGGAGGCUGGGAGCAACCGUCGUGGUACGAGGCAAAUGCAGAACUGCUCAAGAGCCUUCCGAAUGAGUGGAAGCCCGUCGAGCGAGAUGCAUGGUCUGCGCGGUUCUACUCGCCCAUCGCUGCAGUAGAGACAUGGAAGACGCGCAAUGCGGUUGCUAUAUAUGACAUGACCACGUUCCAUCGGUUCGAGGUGUUCGGUCCUGGGGCUGUCAGUCUGCUCCAACGGUUAAGCACGGGCGAUGUCACGGUGAGACCAGGAAGUAUUACCUACACCCUCCUCCUGAACAAAGACGGCCGCAUUCGCAGCGACAUCUUCGCAUCUCGGCUUGACACAGACCUAUUUCAAAUCGGCGCAAACUCUGCUACUGAUCUGGUUUAUCUUUCCCGCGAAGCACGCCACCAGUCCCAACGCUCUCCAAGCCAAUGGACCCAAGUCCGCGACAUCACCGGCAGCACCUGUUGCAUCGGCCUCUGGGGGCCUCGCUCCUUUGACGUUAUCAAGGCAAUCACCACAGACGACUUCUCCAACAAUGCCCUUCCCUACAUGCAUGUGAAGAAGGCAACCAUCGCCGGUAUCCCGGUUACAGCACUGCGCAAGUCCUACGUCGGGGAAUUUGGCUGGGAGAUCCAGACAAGUGCUGAAUAUGGUCAACGACUAUGGGAUGCUAUUUUUCACGUAGGAAAGCCGCAUGGCCUUACUGCAGCGGGUCGCAGUGCUUUCAAUGCAUUGAGGCUGGAGAAAGGGUAUCGCACUUUCGGCACCGAUAUAACCACUGAACACGACCCAUUCGAAGCCGGUGUGAGUUUCGCUAUUGCGGAUAAAAAAGAGGAUUAUGUCGGUAAAGCUGCCCUCGAAAGACGCAGUAAAAAGCCCAUUCGACGCCUGCAGUGCCUCACCAUCAAUGACGGUCAUUCCAUGGUCCUUGGAAAGGAGCCUGUGUACUAUAACAACCAGGCUGCUGGGUAUGUCACCAAUGCAGCGUUUGGCUUUACAAUCCGCAAGCCAAUUGCCUAUGCUUGGCUACCCGGAACUGUGGUCGAGGGCGAGACCGUUGAGAUUGAAUAUUUUGGGCGCAAAAUCCAGGCCACUGUCACAUCCGAGCCACUGUAUGACGCGCAAAUGAGCCGCUUACAUGAAAGCACCCCCAUUCUCGAGCCUCAAAAACCAUUGAAGUCUCGAUUGUAA
Aspergillus chevalieri is the source of this 2535-nucleotide messenger RNA. RefSeq names its product GcvT family protein. The coding region runs from base 1 to 2535 and encodes 844 amino acids. NCBI's taxonomy places the organism in Eukaryota, Fungi, Ascomycota, Eurotiomycetes, Eurotiales, Aspergillaceae. The record is from RefSeq and is a predicted model, not a curated record. Gene Ontology annotation, cellular component: mitochondrion. Gene Ontology annotation, molecular function: oxidoreductase activity; protein binding. The transcript has a single exon.